UAUAGUCCAAGAUUUUUAAUAUCAUACUACAAUACAACUUCUACCAAGUAAAAAAGAAAACCCCAUAAAAAAAUAAUCUCUCUCCAAGACAUACUUAAUUACUAGAUACUUUCCGAUCAUGACUUUCUCGUGGAGGCGGAGAAUAGGCGGCCGUGGUGGAGCCGGAAAAGACGAGACUUCUAAAGGGAUCAUCAAUCAAGAUAGUAUGGAGCUAACGAUUCCGGUUCAUUUCAAGUGCCCGAUAUCUCUCGAUUUGAUGAAAGAUCCGGUGACUUUAUCGACUGGAAUAACCUACGACCGCGAGAGCAUCGAGAAGUGGAUCGAGGGCGGAAGCGUAAUUAAAACAUGCCCCGUCACGAACCAAGUCUUGAGGAAUUUGGAUCAAAUCCCAAAUCACUCCAUAAGGAAGAUGAUCCAAGAUUGGUGCGUGGAGAACAAGUCUUGUGGGGUCGAGAGGAUUCCAACUCCUCGUAUUCCGAUAGCACCUUACGAGGUUUCUUCGAUUUGUACUAGGAUCGAGGCCGCCACACGGUGCGGAGAUUCUAGAAAGAUCCAAGAAAUUCUAAUAAAGAUCAAGAAUUUGGCUAAGGAGAGCGAGCGCAAUAAGCGGUGCAUUGUGGGGAAUGGGAUUGGCUCUGCAUUGGCCGAUUCUUUCGAGUGGUUUGCUCGUUUUUCGGGCGACGAAAAUGCUAAUGAUCUUCUGAAAGAAAUCUUGUCUGCGUUGACGUGGACGUUAUUCCCACAUCACGGGCAAGAAUUAGGGUUUUCCAAGUUGAAAUCCGAGGUUUCUCUACGUUGCAUGGUUUGGUUCCUGAAGAGCGACAACGAUCUCUCGUCGAGGCAAAACGCGAUUUGCGUGUUGAAAGAAUUGGUCUUAUCGGAUCAAGAUUGUGUCGAUGCACUAACGAGAAUCGAGGGCAUAGAAGAAACCUUGCUCCAAAUUGUGAAAAACCCUAUUUGCCCUAGAGCCACCAAGGCAACCCUAGUGGUGAUUCACCAUCUGAUGACGUCAUCAUCUACAAAUUACAAUAGUACCACAACCUCAUCGAAAUUUGUCCAAAUGGGCCUACUUCCUAUGGUUCUCGAAAUUCUAGUCGACGGCGAUAAAAGCGCGUGCGAGAAGGCUUUAGGCGUGAUCGACAAUAUCUGCAGUACGAAAGAAGGGAGAGAAAGCGCGUACGAAAACGCGCUGACGAUCCCUCUACUAGUGAAAAAGAUCUUGCGAGUGUCGGAUAGUGCGACGGAUUUCGCGAUCACGAGCCUUUGGAAGCUAUGUUUGGGAGAAAAUGAGAAUGCACUUGUUGAGGCGGUUCAACUUGGGGCUUUCCAAAAGCUAUUGGUUGUUCUACAAAUUGGUGGUGGUGAAAGAACUAAGGAGAAAGUGACUGAUUUAUUGAAAUUAAUGAAUUUGUAUAGAGAUAAGUUAGAUUGCUUUGAUUCAUCCAUGGGAUUCAAGUAUGUUAAAAGGUCAAUUUGAUUUUGUAUCAAUUUAGGAGAGGAAUUAAUUUCAUUUUUUUUUACUUUUUUUUUUUA
Messenger RNA from Erythranthe guttata (spotted monkey flower), 1533 nucleotides. Its product is annotated as ARM repeat superfamily protein. Gene Ontology annotation, biological process: protein ubiquitination. The record is from RefSeq and is a predicted model, not a curated record. Gene Ontology annotation, molecular function: ubiquitin protein ligase activity. Lineage: Eukaryota; Viridiplantae; Streptophyta; Magnoliopsida; Lamiales; Phrymaceae.